Pogonomyrmex barbatus (red harvester ant) is the source of this 1016-nucleotide messenger RNA. RefSeq names its product gustatory receptor 10 (gene Gr10). Gene Ontology annotation, biological process: sensory perception of taste. The record is from RefSeq and is a predicted model, not a curated record. Lineage: Eukaryota; Metazoa; Arthropoda; Insecta; Hymenoptera; Formicidae. Gene Ontology annotation, cellular component: membrane.
UAUAACAUUUUUUAAAAUAUCUAAAUCUAGCUCUCAUUUUUCAUGAUUAUUCUUAUCGUGCAAUGAUUGCAUUAUUAUCUACAAUUUUUGUCAUUCGUAGCGUCGAACUCAAAGACUCCGUUUUCAACGGUAUAACUUAUGCCAUUGUUAACGCAACAUUGUCAAUGCAGCUGAUGACAUUCGCCAGCUUAUCAUCCCUCCUGUACGAGAGAUUUCUCCGUCUUUGUAAAAUAUUGCUACUGCCUGAAGGUAGAUUAAUUGUAAACAAUGGUAUGUCUUUCGCGUUUAUUGAUGCAUUAAUAAUUUAUGGCAAAAUCAUGGUGUUGGACAGCUCCAACAAGCAAUUUCGCUUGCAGGAAGUAUGGUGGUUACACUCGUGUCUCACCAAUGCAACCGAAAUGAUAAAUUCCGUAUACGCGCUGCAACUUUUGCUGUGGAUCUCUAGUAUGUCUUUCAACACACUUACGCGCAUUUAUACCAUCAAUGAUGACUCUGUGAUGUCACAACCCCUCCUGAUGAUGAGGGAAAUAUUACUGGUGUCCGCUUGUGUAAUGAAUUUACUAAUCAUUACUAUUAUCUGUCACGCGACUGCGACUCAAGCUAAUCGCGUUGGCAAGAUCGCUUUUACACCGUCGUCAGCCGUUCUUGGAAAAAGAAAUUUUACGCAGGAUUGCAGUAUAGAAGCAGUAACAUAUUUCCAGCUGCAACAAGUGCACUUUUUUGCCUUUCAUGGAAUCAUCCGUAUCGAUCUUCCAUUGCUUCUUUCGAUAGCCUCUGGUAUAACUACAUAUUUGGUCAUCCUUCAUACCGCUAAUGUUUAGAUGUUGUGAUAAUCUCAGAGACAACAGACUGCAUCCGCGCGAUCGAUUCGAACGAUCGAUUCGCCAUCGCACUAAUUCCAUCUUCAUCUUCUUUCAUAGCUUCAUAGAUCAAAUGUAGAUAAUGAAUUAAAAGAAAAAGUCGCAGAGGUCUGUCUAUAAGGUAUACAAACAAUUAAAAAAUAUCAUGUUUCUAUA